AUGUCCAAAGCAAAAACCAACAAGGGGAAGAAAGCCGGAGGAGACGUCGAGGCUGACGAUGUCAAGUUCUCACAACGUACUGUCAGCAGCGGCGACGAGUCCGGUGUCAAGACUGAGCAAUUCCCAAUAGUGCAUUGGAACAAGAAGAAGAAGGACAAGGAGGCUCGGUUCAUUGAGCUCCUCGAGCAAGAACUUCGUACAACAUUGAAACUCGGUGUUGAAGAGUACUCGGAGUCUGUCGCCGAACUGUAA
Molecule: messenger RNA, 252 nt
Organism: Punctularia strigosozonata HHB-11173 SS5
Lineage: Eukaryota; Fungi; Basidiomycota; Agaricomycetes; Corticiales; Punctulariaceae
Exons: 3
Coding region: 1-252 (83 amino acids)
Source: RefSeq, a predicted model, not a curated record